AUGGCGAGUCAGGCCACACACAGCCCUUCUCGUAUCCCAUUGCCAGUCAGAAGCUCUCCCACCCCAGUCCAUCAUCCUGUCAGUGGGAUCUACCUGAAGGAUUUGACCCAUGGAGAUUGUCUGUCCUCUCCCCAGCAGCUGUUUUCUCUCAACCAUGACAAGGAAAAUGGCAACAUCAAAGUUGACCAACAGAAGCAGCUGCAGUCUCCACAAACACAGAAGGGUAAAGGUUUCCAAACAUUUCUUAUGACAGGGGAGAUGAUAAUUGACACCAACCCAGCUGUCACUGAGAAGCUGGUGAAACAAGAUAGUCAUGUGAAGACAGAUAAGGAGAGCCACAUCCCCAGGUUAGGUCCCAGCGAUCAUAGACUGAUCACUCAAAGUCCUAAGGGACCCAAACCACAACAUCAGCAAUCAAGUGGUACGGCAUCUCCAACACUUCAUUCUCAAAUACCUGGUCUCCUCAAGAAUCACAACGCUCAAAAGCUGCCUGCUUCACCACAUCACCCAGUACACCCUUGUCCAUCACCUGAAUUCAGUGCUUAUAGCCAGAUGACAAUGUCAACUCCUGUGAGAGAUUUUCCCUUGGUUUAUGCACCUGUCGCGGAAAUGGAGGAACUUUCAGACCUCUCGCAGUCAUCCUGCUCUGAGAGUGAGUUAGGUUUGGAUGUGGACCAGACAAGUCUUCCAGUCGGCAGCAGUCUGUCUGAAGGUCAUCUUCUACAUUCUCCCAACACAGAUGAUGCCAGACUGGACCAGGCUGUGGAGAGUUUAAGUAAACUGCAGCCAUCACUGCCAGGCCUCAGCACAGGUGGCUUCUCGGACACAUCCUUCUCAGAGCCACCUAGUUCAGCAGACAGUGGCUUUGUGCAUGAUGGGCACACCUCUGACCUAGAGCUGGCAUCCAGGGGAUUGAUGACUUGUGAGCCCACAUUCUCCAUCGCAGGCAGCUACCUAUCAGAUGAAACCCUCACUGACAGACCAGCAGCAUCAUUUACUGACACCAUGACUUACAGUGUGGGCCCAGUUUGCCAGGGCCAGGACAAAAGCUCAAACCAGACAAUUGUGGCCAGCAGCAGCGGUGAGAAAUUUUCAGUCCACACUGGCAGCACAGAGCAGCGACCUUUAGUUCGUACCAGCAAGUCUCAUGAGAACUACCUGCAGGCAGGAACUAAUAUAGCACUUGUAAGCAUAGACAUCGACGAUAACCUAGCAUAUUCCUUGGAUACUCUGACCUAUCGUGACAGCUUGGAGUCUUCUCUGGAUAAUGUCACCUCAGAACCUCUUCAGAUGUCCAGAAGUUUAGACAACUCUCCAGAGAAAAAGUCUGAUAAAUCUUCAGCCAUUGAGCGAGAGUUUCUACCAGGAUUUAUAAACUUAGAUGACUCAAAACCUUUGAAGUUAAAGCUAAACAAACACAGAGAGGAAUGUGCUGAUGACAGGCUGUGUCAGACAAACAAUUCUGGAAACUUCUGUACAAAAUUUGCUUCACCAACACCAUCAUCUCAUGUACUUCAUCCAUCAAAUGGCACAUCAAUGUUUGUCCCACACAGUGCCGAGGGUCCACUCAACCUCCAUCUACAUGGUGAAGACAUAGACACUGAUGGUCUGUACCACCAGCCCAGCAAGGCUGUUGACCGACCCAGCGCUGAGAGACUGGCCAAGAGGCUUUUCCUUCUGGAAGGAUUUCGUAAAUCUGAUGUCUCCAGACACCUGUAUAAAAAAAAUGAUUUUAGCAAUCUGGUGGCGGAGGAGUAUCUCAAGUUCUUCGACUUCCAGGAGGACACCCUGGACCAAGCUUUGCGCAAGUUCCUGCUGAGGUUUUCCUUGUACGGAGAAACUCAAGAAAGAGAACGAGUACUAGCACAUUUCUCUCACAGAUUCAUGGAAUGUAACCCAGGAUCUUUCAAUUCUGAAGAUGCCUGUCAUACUCUCACUUGUGCAAUUAUGCUGCUGAACUCUGACCUGCAUUCUCCGAAUGUUGGCCGGAGAAUGACUUGCCAGGAGUUUAUUGAAAACCUGGCUGGACUCAAUGACGGAGACAAUUUCUCCAAGGAGGUGCUGAAGGCUAUCUACCAGGCAAUCAAGAGUGAGCCACUUGAAUGGGCCAUAGACGAUGUUUCGCCAGAACAAGAGGGAGCUCCAUUACUGGAGCAGACGGGGCCUCCACAGUCUCCAGUUCUUUCAUCUCUGGGCAGUAAUCCUUUUCUUGAGGUGCCAGACCCCAGCAAGACCACAGAGUACAAAAAAGGUUACGUCAUGCGCAAGUGUUGUAUGGAUGCAGACAGAAGGAGAACUCCUUUUGGGAAGCGGGGCUGGAAGAUGCUGUAUGCUGUACUCCGUGACAUGAUCCUCUACCAAUAUAAAGAUGAGCACCAGUUGAAGAAGGGACAUUUUGUGGAGAGCAGCCACAAUGCCAUCCGCAUCCACCACUCGCUUGCAACCAAAGCCUUGGACUAUACCAAGAAACAACAUGUCUUCAGGCUGCAGACUGCAGACUUGGCUGAGUACCUCUUCCAGACAGGUGACAGUAAAGAGCUGCAAGAGUGGGUGGACACAAUCAACUUGGUUGCAGCCUCUCUGUCUGCGCCUGUCUUGCCUGGUGCCGUUGGUUCCAGAACUAAAUUUCAGCGCCAGCUGUUGCCUUCCUCCUGUACACGAUUGAAUGUG
This is a messenger RNA of Candidula unifasciata, 2670 nucleotides long. The record is from the annotation of a GenBank genome assembly. NCBI's taxonomy places the organism in Eukaryota, Metazoa, Mollusca, Gastropoda, Stylommatophora, Geomitridae.